Messenger RNA from Drosophila eugracilis, 1250 nucleotides. It is a transcript of the gene UQCR-6.4L, whose product is annotated as cytochrome b-c1 complex subunit 10. The record is from RefSeq and is a predicted model, not a curated record. Gene Ontology annotation, cellular component: mitochondrial inner membrane. Gene Ontology annotation, biological process: mitochondrial electron transport, ubiquinol to cytochrome c. Lineage: Eukaryota; Metazoa; Arthropoda; Insecta; Diptera; Drosophilidae. The coding region runs from base 906 to 1127 and encodes 73 amino acids. The transcript has 2 exons.
GGUCAAAAAGGGUUGUUCGAACAUUUAACUGGCCCAGCCUUUCGGUUGGGCGCAUAUCCUUGAACUGUCGUCCUGUCCAACUGGCAGUGGCUGCCCUAAUGGACACGACGAGUGUCAUACGUGGAAGCCACCUGGAAGCCACCCACCUCAGACAGCGGAAAGGUGUGGCAUUUAAAUUGCUUCGCUGGCGUCUGGCAAGGAGCUUGGCAAGACAAUAUGGGAGGGGCCCCACAGAAUCGAAUCGAAUGGAAAUCCAGUCGGAGUUCGGAGGAAAUGCCAGCACACACGCACCCACACUCGGAAAAAUCUUAACCCUUUUGGGUUAGAUUGUCAUAAUAUAAUUUUAAUACCACGAAAAGAUGAUUUUGAAGAUGCAUUUCGAAAUGACUAAACUAGAAUUUAGAUCUAAUAUUUAGUUAUUUAUAAAUUGAUUUUUCUAAAAAUAUGUUCCUUUUUUCUCAGUGCACUAAGACGAAGCUAAAAACUAACCUAACUCUGGCCCUGAAAAUUAGGCUAAUGAUUUUCGGUUGGCCCCGCUGACAAAUUGCUGCAGUUCUAGUUCUCCACGUGGCUUUUAGUCAUCAGCCCCAAGUCCAUCAAGCCACCUCCAACCCUUGUCUUCACCUUCACACUCCUUCCUCAAUUAGGUCAGGCCAACAAGUUGGGAUUGCUCAUAGAUUGCUCAUAAAAGAUUGUAAUGUUUCAAUUUAAUGCCCGCAUCCGACAUUGAUUAAUCAAUCGCCCUUUCCUAUCUAAGGAAAUUUCGAUGGCUAUACAAUGGCUCAUUAGAAGCUUGUAACAUGAGCUGUUAGUAAUAAUCUGAUUUCUGAGUGACAAGCUGGCCGGACAAAUUACUUCCAAAAUUCAAUUUCAAAGAAAGUAACAUUUAGAAUAUAAAAAUCAAAAUGAGUUUGAAAAAGAAAGUAUGCGGUCUAUGGUGCAAACACAAGCCUACGGAUAACCAAAAGGCAUUGGCUAAAGCUUUUAUGCCAUCAGCGGCCACCUUUGGACUGGCUGCCGCCUUGGCUGUUGUUUAUUAUACCGAUUGGAAAGUAAUUGCCGGAUGGAUACCCCUCUACAAUACCAAAUUUCCCAAACCCGAAGACCCCAAAAAGAAAACGAAAUAAGAUAUAAGUGCAGCACAGGCUGCAUUACAUAUUCUUGGUCUUUGUGGUUGAUCCAAAUGAAACUUUUGAAGAUCGUGCCUUCGGUGGAAAUCUAUACAAAUAAAUGUUUUUACUGCUAUUCAA